AUGUCAUCUCUCAGAAAGCCCCUGGCAUCAAAAGAUGUCAACCAGCGAGCCUCGCCCUCGCCUUCGAAGGCGCCUCACAAGCACUCCAACUCCCCAUUCACUAUCUACAAAGACGAAACCGACUAUAGAGUGAAUAAGCCAACAGGGCGCUUGGGUGGGGUCACGGAUGACAAAGAGAACACCAAAAUCACGAGACAGAGGAGCCAUUCUCCCUCCAAGGAAUCGCCCAAGAAGAGAAGAGAACGAGUCGCAGGCGCGUCUAGAUCUCAGCUUCCCUUGCAAGACCUGGAUAUCAGAUUAUACCCAGGCUACAUACAAUACCACGAUACCUCAGAUUCUAUGCAAGGGAUUCUGCAGCCAAAAACGCAACUGACAUCCUCCUGGAUGGUCAAAUUUGACUCGCAGGGAAGAAAAAUCAAGCUGCCAUCAUACCUAACACCACCUAGGAAAGAUCGCACGGUCAACCUUCAAUAUGUGACCAGUCUCGAUGCCGAUGUUAGAACAGAAGCAAUUCUGCGCAAAAGAUCCUCGUCUCUUUCUCAGCAUGCCGUGAAGAGAUUGGAUUUCACGAUCUAUGAAGACCACACAGUAGUGUAA
Molecule: messenger RNA, 597 nt
Organism: Kuraishia capsulata CBS 1993
Lineage: Eukaryota; Fungi; Ascomycota; Pichiomycetes; Pichiales; Pichiaceae
Exons: 1
Coding region: 1-597 (198 amino acids)
Source: RefSeq, a predicted model, not a curated record